AUAGUUUAAAAAAAACAACAUGUCACUGUCAAGCGUGAGAUAACAGAUUAAAAAUCCAAAAUGGCGGAGAAUGAGUGGCCGCGCAAUUUCACGGAUGUUCCACAAUUGAAUAAUUCCGACGAGUACGGCGAGUUCGACAUUCGAUUUUUGAAUUUCUCGUCGGACGACUACUGCUCGUCGAACCAUUCGCGCGCUUAUUUGAAUGUGACGUGCGAGUUCCCUAUCAACUAUGCGGAACCUAUGUACGGGUACAUUGCGCCAUUCCUGCUGGCGACCACGAUAGUGGCCAACACUCUCAUCGUGGUGGUGCUCUCCCGCCGCCACAUGCGGACACCAACCAACGUGGUGCUCAUGGCAAUGGCGCUAUGUGACAUGUUCACCAUGCUGUUCCCGGCGCCAUGGCUGUUCUACAUGUAUACGUUCGGGAACCACUACAAGCCGCUGAGUCCGGUCCGUGCGUGUCAGGCUUGGCAUUAUAUGAAUGAGGUUAUCCCGGCGAUGUUCCACACGGCCAGCAUAUGGCUGACACUAGCGCUGGCGGUGCAGAGAUACAUAUACGUGUGCCACGCGCCCGUAGCCAGGACUUGGUGCACGAUGCCUCGAGUGAAGAAAUGCCUCAUCUACAUCGGAGUGGCGGCCUUCCUUCAUCAGCUUCCAAGAUUCUUCGACCAGAACUACGUAUCACGAGUGACCUGGUGGAGGGGCCAUUACGAGAACGUGUGCUCGGUGGAGCUCUCUCCCUGGGUGAAGACGCUAUCCUUGGACGCUUACUUCAUCACAUACUUUGCCUUCCGAGUUCUCUUCGUCCACCUCAUCCCCUGCACUUCCCUGAUCGUCCUCAACGUCCUCCUGUUCCGAGCUAUGAGGACAGCCCAGAUCAACCGACAGAAACUCUUCAAGGAGAACAGAAAAUCUGAAUGCAAACGCCUCAGAGACUCCAACUGUACCACUUUAAUGCUGAUCGUCGUGGUGACAGUUUUUCUGAUGGUAGAAAUACCUGUUGCCGUGGUUACAAUCCUUCACAUUAUAUCCAGCACCGUUGUUGAGAUUCUGGACUACCAUAUCGCGAAUAUUCUGAUCCUCGUCACGAAUUUCUUCAUCAUCGUCUCUUAUCCCAUCAAUUUUGCCAUCUACUGCGGCAUGUCCAGGCAGUUUAGGGAAACUUUCAAGGAGUUGUUUAUAAGAGGAGCGGUCACGACUAGAAAUGGUGGUUCCAGUAGAUAUUCCUUGGUCAAUGGUCCUAGAACGUGUACCAACGAAACUGUACUUUAAGGACAUAUCAGUAACGGAUGGGGUAAGAUGGGGUUGUCAAGGUCUGAUUGUAGACUCUAGCACACGCAAAAUAAAGUCCACUUUUCAACGAAACUUACGCACAAAACUAACCACGUUCUGAGUGAAAGUAGACUUUUGCUCCGGAUUCCAUCAAAUCAAAAUAGUAUCCUGACAAGUCAAACGAUUUUUGAAGUUUUUGACUUUGACAUUUCAUGGGAAUAUCAUUUUGUAGUUUAGAGUUUUAAAAUAUAAGCCAGUAUAUUGGUCGGUUCUCGUGACGUCUUAAAUCCGACGCCAUAUUGUAUUAGUGUGUCUCUGGUAAGACAAGUUUGACGUAAUAUAAUGAACUCCCAACAAAUUCAUAUGCGCCAAAGCACUGACGUAUAUUUCGGAACGAAUCAACAGUUUGGUGUUUGUAGACGUCAUAGGCGCUGGCAAGUACUGGCUUAAAUUUCAGGACACACCUAUAAUACAUCGAAACCUUAUUGAAACUGUAUUAUUGUUGGAUUAAAACAACAUAUUCAUGCAAAAGACAAGCAAAAAUGUUUGCUGUCUUAAAUAUUUUGAAAUCCCACCUUA
Messenger RNA from Aricia agestis (brown argus), 1851 nucleotides. It is a transcript of the gene SPR, whose product is annotated as sex peptide receptor. Gene Ontology annotation, molecular function: G protein-coupled peptide receptor activity. NCBI's taxonomy places the organism in Eukaryota, Metazoa, Arthropoda, Insecta, Lepidoptera, Lycaenidae. The transcript is spliced from 5 exons. The record is from RefSeq and is a predicted model, not a curated record. Bases 61 to 1272 code for a protein of 403 amino acids. Gene Ontology annotation, cellular component: membrane. Gene Ontology annotation, biological process: G protein-coupled receptor signaling pathway.